AUGGCCGAUCAACAGUUUGACAGCGCGCUCGAUCUCCUCCGACGCCUAAACCCGCGCGACACCAAGAAGAACCUGAACGCCAUCAAUUCCAUUAUCCCCGAGCUCCAGGAAGAUCUCCUCUCCUCCGUCGACCAGCCCCUGGAGGUUCGCCGCUGCCCGCAGACCAACCGGGACUACCUGCUCUGCGACUACAACCGUGACGGCGAUAGCUACCGCUCACCAUGGAGCAACGAGUUCGACCCCCCACUGGAGGACGGCACCGUUCCCAGCGAGAAGGUGCGCAAGCUCGAGGUCGCAGCGAACGAGGCCUUUGAUGUUUACCGCGAGCUGUACUACGAGGGCGGAGUCGGAAGCGUUUACUUUUGGGAUCUGGACGAUGGAUUUGCCGGCGUUGUUCUCCUUAAGAAGGGUGUUACUCCCGGUUCUCAGAGCUCUGGCGAAUGGGACAGCAUUCACGUUUUUGAGGCGACUGAUCGCGCCCGCUCCUCCCACUACAAGCUUACCAGCACUGUUAUUCUCCACCUCGCCAACCAGAGUGAGGCCCUCGGCGACAUGGACCUGAGCGGUAACAUGACCCGCCAGAUCGAGGCGGAUCUCCCUGUCGAGCAAGGGGAUGCGAGCCAUAUUGCCAAUGUGGGCAGACUGGUGGAGGAUAUGGAGUUAAAGAUGCGCAACUUGCUACGUAUGUAUUCCGUGAUCUAA
Penicillium manginii is the source of this 702-nucleotide messenger RNA. RefSeq names its product F-actin-capping protein subunit beta (gene cap2). Gene Ontology annotation, molecular function: actin filament binding. Gene Ontology annotation, biological process: cell morphogenesis; barbed-end actin filament capping; actin cytoskeleton organization. Bases 1 to 702 code for a protein of 233 amino acids. NCBI's taxonomy places the organism in Eukaryota, Fungi, Ascomycota, Eurotiomycetes, Eurotiales, Aspergillaceae. The transcript has 3 exons. Gene Ontology annotation, cellular component: F-actin capping protein complex; cytoplasm; actin cortical patch. The record is from RefSeq and is a predicted model, not a curated record.